AUGGGUCAUCCCAGGGACCCCACCUUCUUGGCUUUGAUGGGGUCCCCAGGCUUUGAUGGGUCAUGCCAGGGACUCCACCUUCUAGGCUUUGAUGGGUCAUCCCAGGGACCCCACCUUCUUGGCUUUGAUGGGUCAUCCCAGGGACCCCACCUUCUAGGCUUUGAUGGGUCAUGCCAGGGACUCCACCUUCUAGGCUUUGAUGGGUCAUGCCAGGGACCCCACCUUCUAGGCUUUGAUGGGUCAUCCCAGGGACCCUACCUUCUUGGCUUUGAUGGGUCAUCCCAGGGACCCCACCUUCUAGGCUUUGAUGGGUUAUGUCAGGGACUCCACCUUCUAGGCUUUGAUGGGUCAUGCCAGGGACUCCACCUUCUAGGCUUUGAUGGGUCAUGCCAGGGACUCCACCUUCUAGGCUUUGAUGGGUCAUCCCAGGGACCCCACCUUCUAAGCUUUGGUGUGUCAUCCCAGGGUUCCCACCUUCUAGGCUUUGAUGGGUCAUCCCAGGGUCCCCACCUUCUAGGCUUUGAUGGGUCAUGCCAGGGACUCCACCUUCUUGGCUUUGAUGGGUCAUCCCAGGGACCCCACCUUCUUGGCUUUGAUGGGUCAUCCCAGGGACCCCACCUUCUAGGCUUUGAUGGGUCAUCCCAGGGUUCCCACCUUCUAGGCUUUGAUGGGUCAUCCCAGGGUCCCCACCUUCUAGGAUUUGAUGGGUCAUCCCAGGGUCCCCACCUUCUACGCUUUGAUGGAUCAUGCCAGGGAAAAUGGCAUUUUAUCAGCAAUAUCGGUUUCUUAUAUUUGUUAAUCAUCUUUAAACAAUGA
Molecule: messenger RNA, 816 nt
Organism: Ylistrum balloti
Lineage: Eukaryota; Metazoa; Mollusca; Bivalvia; Pectinida; Pectinidae
Exons: 2
Coding region: 1-816 (271 amino acids)
Source: RefSeq, a predicted model, not a curated record